This is a messenger RNA of Ostreococcus tauri, 1872 nucleotides long. RefSeq names its product Nucleotidyl transferase domain. Gene Ontology annotation, cellular component: TRAMP complex; nucleolus. The transcript has a single exon. Bases 1 to 1872 code for a protein of 623 amino acids. Gene Ontology annotation, biological process: RNA 3'-end processing. Gene Ontology annotation, molecular function: poly(A) RNA polymerase activity; mRNA binding. The record is from RefSeq and is a predicted model, not a curated record. NCBI's taxonomy places the organism in Eukaryota, Viridiplantae, Chlorophyta, Mamiellophyceae, Mamiellales, Bathycoccaceae.
AUGGCGCGGGACGACCGUGGCCGAGGGGCGAGAGACGCGACGACGGUGGUGGAGACGUUGCGACGCGACGGCGCGUCGGGCGGGCGGGACGGGUGGGACGAGGAACGCGCGCGGACGAUCACGCUCGGCUACGGCGAGCUCGAGCGGGAAGUUUUGGAGACGCUGAAGGAUUUGUUGAAUCGGGGGGUGGUGGAGUGCGUCGAUGAUUCGUUACCGGUGGGUCAGCGACCGCGGUUGGCGUUUCGGAAGCGGUACAAGUUGGCGAAGGGCGUCGCGGAGGCCAUGCGGGCGAUGACGGGGGCGGGAGCGUCGACGAGCGAUGUGGAGAUUGUAGAUGAGAGUAGCGAUGAUGCGUCGGCGAGCGACGAGGACGGUUCGUCGAGCGCGAGCGAUGAUGAGGAAGAUGAUGAUGACCAUCACGAUUUCGACGAUUCGUUCGAUGAGAUCACGGAUGACGACGAGAAUCAUAACUUUUCCUUCAAUUUGGAAGAGCACGAACAGAGUGACAGUGAUGAACACACAUAUGGCACGAUGGACACGCUUCACGACCAGGUGGUCGACUUUGUGAAGAAGAAUCAAAUGUCGGAUCACGAGGUUGGGAGGAGGAAACACGUGUUCGACGCGAUUGAACGCGCGAUCGCUCGACAGUAUCUCAAUCACAAGGACUGCUCGUUGCACGUGUUCGGGAGCGGGGCCACGGGCUUGGCGCUCGCGGGGGCGGAUUUAGAUUUAGUGUUGCUAGGUGUUGGGCCGCAGUCACGCAAGGGCGGCGGUGGGGGGUUCACGAGAAGCGAGCGUGAGGAAAUCGUACAACAUUUAAGAAAGAUGGCGCGGUACUUACGGCAGGUGAACGCCGUGUCGCGAGCUGAGGUCAUCGCCACAGCGAAGGUGCCGAUCGUCAAGAUGAAGAGCGCGUCUCCACCGUACAUCGCCGUCGAUCUGUCGUUGGGAACAACGAACGGUUUGGAAGCGGUGUACUGGAUUCGCGAACAAGUCGAGACGUUCGCGGCCCUCAAACCGUUAGUUUUCUAUCUCAAGCGUCUGCUAGCGACACACCACCUAAACGACGCCUCCACCGGUGGGUGCGGAGGGUACCUCCUUGUUUCACUCGUCGUGUCUCACCUAAAGCAGACGGGCUCCGUAGGGGCGGUGAAUAGACCUGGCAUGCUCGGAGAUCUCCUUCUCGGGUUUCUUCGACGAUUCGGUAGCGUCUUCGAUUACAAAACGAAUGCGGUCGCGGCCGGGCGAGAGUCCGGAGUGAUGUCCUGCGCCGAUCUCCCUGGACCACCAUUCGGCACGAGGCCUUAUAUUAUGGCGGAAGAUCCACAAGAACGAUUCCGUUGCUUCACAGCUGCCGCGUAUCGCUUUAGAGAGGUGCAGAACUUGUUUCGUCUCGCCGCGGAGCACAUGACGGUGUCGGGCGAGCUAUCGCUUCUGAGCGACGUUGCCGCACCGGCGCCGCGCGCUACCGGAUCGUUCUUUAAGGGUGGCCAAGUUAUCAAGGUGCGAAAGGGAUCGAACGCGACGUCCCACAAGUCAGGAGCGUCGGGAUCAACGAAGACGAAACCGGGCGGAAUGAGUCACCUCUUCCGCAAGGCUAACGCAAAGAGCAGUUUCGCUGAGAACAAAGCAGACUGGACCGAUGGUGGCGGGGGUAAUCGUAAGCGCCCUCGCGCCGCCACGGCGUGGUCGUCCGACGGACAUAAAGGCCAUGGCGGCCACUCAAACGCACCCGCCAAGCGCCGCCGACUUCCCGGCAAACCCGGCGCCGGUGCCAAACCAGGCGCCAAAAAACCACCCCGAGCCGCCCGCGCCAAGUCUCCCACCGCGAAGAAGAAGAACAAACCGGGCGCCAAGAAGCGUUCGCGCUAG